UGCGUGUCUUGACCCAGGCCUAGAGAUUUCUAACCCUUCUGAUCCCUGCACCAUGACCACAGUUAGUGUCAAGCCUAGUCAGCGCUUCCGGCUGACAGACUGGCACACCAAUAGCUACCUGUUGUCCACCAAUGCUGAGCGGCAGAGAGAUGCUUCCCAUCAGAUCCGCCAGGAGGCCCGUAUCCUCCGCAAUGAGACCAACAACCAGACCAUCUGGGAUGAAUAUGACAAUAAGACUCGUCUGGCAGAGAGGAUUGAUACUGUCAACCGGUGGAAGGAGAUGCUGGACAAGUGCCUAACAGAUUUAGAUGCUGAGAUAGACACCCUGACACAGAUAAAGGAGUCAGCAGAGCAAAACCUGCAGGCCAAGAACCUGCCUCUGGAUGUGGCAAUCGAGUGUCUGACCCUGCGGGACAGUUGUCGAGACAUUGAUGUGGUGGACGACGACGUGGAGGAUGAGCUACACAAAGAGGUGGAGAUUAUCGACGGUGCCAGGAAGGCCUUGCAAGAGAAGAUCCACCAGGCCUUUGAGCAGCUCUGCUUCCUGCAGGAAGUCCGACAGCAGCUCAACUCUGACCAGCGGAGCAAAAUGGAGACGCUGGAGAUUGACAGAGGCUGCCUGUCUCUCAACAUCAACUCUCCAAACAUCUCUCUGAAGGUCAACCCUACUCGCAUCCCAGAUAACUCCUCCACACUCCAGCAGUGGGAUGAAUUCAGUCAGUGCAACAAGAAUCGGGCAGAGGCCGAGAUGAAAGCAGCCUCAGAUCUGAGGGAGACCAUCGCCCUCACGAUUGCUGAGACUAAUAAUGAACUUGAAGCCCAGAGGGUUGCAACAGAAUUUGCCUUCAGGAAGCGCCUUCGGGAGAAAGAGAAAGUGUACAGUGAGCUCAAGUGGCAAGAGAAGAAUACCUUAGAGGAAAUCGCUGCACUUCAGGAGGAUAUCAGACACCUGGAGGAGGAUCUGCGGAGGAAGUUUCUGAACCUGAAGCUAGCACAUACCCGGCUGGAGUCCAGAACCUGCCGGCCCAAUGUGGAACUCUGCCGGGAUCAGGCCCAGUAUGGGCUCACAGACGAGGUUCACCAGCUGGAGGCAGCUAUAACUGCCCUGAAGCAGAAACUGGCACAGACACAGGAUGCUCUGGAUGCGCUGUACAAGCAUCUGGCCUGGCUGCAGGCUGACAUCGCCUGCAAGGCCAACACCAUGCUGCUGGACACCAAGUGCCUGGACAUUCGCCGGAAGCUAACAGUGCCUGCAGAGAAGUUCGUGCCAGAGGUGGACACCUUCACCCGCACCACAAACCGUACCCUAAGUCCACUCAAAAGUCGCCAGCUGGAGCUGGCCUAGCCU
Messenger RNA from Elephantulus edwardii (Cape elephant shrew), 1348 nucleotides. RefSeq names its product tektin 2 (testicular) (gene TEKT2). Gene Ontology annotation, biological process: cilium movement involved in cell motility; cilium assembly. The transcript has 9 exons. Gene Ontology annotation, cellular component: nucleus; microtubule cytoskeleton. The record is from RefSeq and is a predicted model, not a curated record. The coding region runs from base 53 to 1345 and encodes 430 amino acids. NCBI's taxonomy places the organism in Eukaryota, Metazoa, Chordata, Mammalia, Macroscelidea, Macroscelididae.